Messenger RNA from Apaloderma vittatum (bar-tailed trogon), 1329 nucleotides. RefSeq lists its product as uncharacterized. Lineage: Eukaryota; Metazoa; Chordata; Aves; Trogoniformes; Trogonidae. The record is from RefSeq and is a predicted model, not a curated record. Gene Ontology annotation, molecular function: signaling receptor activity. Gene Ontology annotation, cellular component: cell surface.
AUGGGAGCUUUUCCAGCCCUGCUGCUCUUGCUGGCACUACCAGAAUGAUGCCUGGCGGGAGAGGACACGCAAAUGUCCCUGCAUACAGAGGGAGAGUCCUCCAGAGCUAACUGCUCAUAUGACGUGCACAAGAAUUUAUGUGAGAAGAAAUUCUUGUGCAAGGUGCUGUCAGAAAAGUCUUGUCCGGUCUUAGCCUUGAGCUCUCCUUUAAAAGAAAGGAUUAAUCUUAACUGUGCACUGCAUCAUUCAGUUGACUUGACAGACUUAGGAUGUGGUUGGUUUUCUACGAUCGUGACAGCACUUCAGAGAGAGGCUUCUGGCACGUACCGGUGUGGGGAUCUGAGGAAUAUUCUGCUGCAAAGAAUACAGAUGAUGCUUUCACUUGAGGUGCUUUAUAGUCAGAGAAACCCUUCACACAGAAAAGCUUUGAUAACUCACAUAGACUUUGGGAAUCUCCCGUCCCUCCACUGCUCCUGCUCUGUGAGAGGCAGCAUCAGGAAACCUCAAUAUUUUAUUUGGUGCAAAAUAGAGCCCCAAAUUAGAUGUCAACUUAUUAUCAGAGGUAAUGAUCAAAGUAUUGCUAAAGUAGGAAGGGCUGAAAUGAUGAAUGACUUCUCAUGGAAAAUGAUUAGAGUGUGGCUGAAAAAGCUCCAACUUAAUGACUCAGGAGAAUUUCACUUUGAGAGCCAUUUCCAGGGGAGAAACAAACUACUGAAUAGGAUCACACUGGAAGUUUUAGGGGAAGAUGGCAAUCGAGGCACAGAGUUACACAUCAUUUCAUUUCCCGCUAAGAAGGUGGAUGUUGCCAACUCCACAGAUGACAGCAAUAAGGACCCGAGGCCUCUCUAUGCUCUCAUGGUGCUGAGUUCCUUCCUGCUUACAACUGCUCUGAUUGCCACCGCUGUGCUCCUCGUCACCGCUUACAUCAGAAGGAAAAGAGCAGGAAAAGGGACGGACUUCGGCAGACAUCCUUCUUUCGGACAAGCAGCUCUGCAGGAUGGAAAAAACACAGCAAGCACGAUGCCAGAAGGGGAACUGAAUGACAGUACGAUAUAUGCUGUCAUAAGGCACCAACCUCAGCUGAAGCCUGAAGAUGUUAUUUAUGUCAACAUGCAGCCUUCCCCAAAAGUUUUCUUCCAUGUUCAAGAACCAUCAAGCAAUUUAGUUUCCCCAGAGCCUAUGGAAUAUGCUACUGUUACCUUCAGAGCCACAACUCCACAUUCCAGAACUGAAAAGAGCAAAACAGGUCCACCUAAGCAAUGCAGCACAAAGCCUUGGGCUUAUUUGCGGAAUUUUGGUGACCUGCACUUAGAAACAACCCAUCUGUAA